AAUAAAUAAAGUUUGAGAAAUAGAAAAUUACGCGCAAAAAAUUAAAAAUUUCAGCAUACUGCCAAACAACAUUAAACAGUUAAUCAACUUACGAAGUAUUGGAAUUAUUAUUUACGCCUGCGAUUAGAUAACUGAAUACGAAAAAAAUAACAACAACAACAACCAACGUCACAGAGAGAAAACGUAGUGUGCCAGCUGUUUAUCGGCUCGCUCUUCAGUCAAGUUCAGGCAGACACACGCACACUACACAUAAACCAGCUCGCUCUCACGCGGUCGUAUUGUACAGAUUGGACAUUUCUUUCAACGCAGUUGUUGAUUUUGUUCUCACUCUGGCGCGUGCGGGCGAAAAAGGUGAUUUUAAUUAUUGGACAAUGUUGAAGUUUUUGUUAACUUUUGGGGCCGGAGUUUACACAGGUGUCUACGUAUCGCAGAAUUACGAAGUGCCUCCCGUAGAUGAUCCCUCCAAGCUGGCUGAAAAAUUAAACAAAAAAUUCCGCGAACUUAUUGAGGGCAAAAAGUCGCCAGUAGAACAAAUAGCACAUGAUAUCAAAAAGGAGGCCAAAAAGAUUUUGGACGAUUGAGACGAUCAAGAUGAAAGACAACAUAUAUUUAAUGACGUUUUGUGUGUUAAACAA
This is a messenger RNA of Drosophila hydei, 635 nucleotides long. RefSeq lists its product as uncharacterized. Bases 372 to 581 code for a protein of 69 amino acids. Lineage: Eukaryota; Metazoa; Arthropoda; Insecta; Diptera; Drosophilidae. The record is from RefSeq and is a predicted model, not a curated record. The transcript has 4 exons.